Caenorhabditis bovis is the source of this 1299-nucleotide messenger RNA. The record is from the annotation of a GenBank genome assembly. NCBI's taxonomy places the organism in Eukaryota, Metazoa, Nematoda, Chromadorea, Rhabditida, Rhabditidae.
AUGUUCGUUGGAGCGUUUUAUGCGCUAGCCGCUGUCUGUGGAAUUCUGUACUUCUAUACGAAAAGUGCCGCAAAUGAAGGAAACGAGGAUUCUAACUUCAAGAGUUUCCAAAGAACCUAUCUCGUUGUAUAUUUGAUGGCAGUAGCCGGAGACUGGCUUCAGGGACCCCAUGUUUAUGCGCUUUAUGAGUCCUACGGUAUGACGAAACAUCAAAUCGAAAUCUUAUUCAUCGCUGGAUUCGGGUCAAGUCUUAUUUUCGGAACAUUCAUAGGAUCGAUUGCGGAUAAAUUCGGACGACGUAACAAUUGUCUUAUGUAUGCGAUAUUGUAUGGCGGAUCUUGCAUCACAAAACAUUUUGGGAAUAUCAAUGUAUUGAUGAUUGGUCGAUUCCUUGGAGGAGUCGCCACCUCAAUCCUCUAUUCAGCCUUCGAAUCGUGGCUCAUCUACGAGCACAACACGAGAGGAUUUUCUGAAAACCUGCUUGGAACAAUUUUCUCAAAUGCCGCUCUCGGAAAUUCUCUUAUCGCUAUCGCUUCUGGUGUCGCUGCGCAAUUCGUUGCUGACAUUUUCGGUUUUGUAGCUCCAUUCGAUCUCGCACUUUCCGUUCUUUUGAUUAUGGCGGUGAUUAUUAUGAACACUUGGCCAGAAAACUAUGGAAAUGAAAAAGCUGAAGUUCAAGAGUCUUUCCAAAAAGCAGUCGCAAUUAUCCGGGAAGAUCCAAAUGUUUUCUGCUUGGGACUUGUUCAGUCACUGUUCGAAGGAUCUAUGUACACUUUCGUGCUCGAAUGGACUCCUGCUCUUACACUGGCGGCUCAUGGAGAUCCAAUUCAACAUGGAUAUAUCUUUGCGGCUUUUAUGGUUGCAACAAUGAUUGGAUCGUCAAUUUUCAAAUUACUUCAGAAACGCCAAAAACCAGAAGACUUCAUGAGAUACGUUCUUAUGCUGGCUGCGGUAUGCUUGUCUAUGCCAAUUGUUGCUCCAGACAACUUGGGUCUUGUUUUUGCCGGAUUUCUUCUUUUUGAGGUCUGUGUUGGAAUUUUCUGGCCUUCCAUGGGAUGCCUACGUGGUGCCUACGUAUCUGAAGAGACUCGCUCGACUACAUUGAAUCUUUUCCGAAUUCCACUCAAUCUCAUUGUUAUCUUCAUUUUGCUAAAGAACUUCACAAUGAUCUCAAUUUUCAAAAUUUGCGUGUUUUUCCUUUUCGCCGCUGCUCUUGCACAACAUUAUCUCUACAUACGAUCCGAAUCCAUGCCGAGAAAGGAAAAACUUCCGAUAAUUAUUGAAGACGAAGGAUUAUAA